Drosophila ficusphila is the source of this 2645-nucleotide messenger RNA. It is a transcript of the gene Mitf, whose product is annotated as microphthalmia-associated transcription factor. Gene Ontology annotation, molecular function: protein dimerization activity; DNA-binding transcription factor activity, RNA polymerase II-specific; RNA polymerase II cis-regulatory region sequence-specific DNA binding. The transcript has 8 exons. Lineage: Eukaryota; Metazoa; Arthropoda; Insecta; Diptera; Drosophilidae. The coding region runs from base 38 to 2572 and encodes 844 amino acids. Gene Ontology annotation, biological process: regulation of transcription by RNA polymerase II. The record is from RefSeq and is a predicted model, not a curated record. Gene Ontology annotation, cellular component: nucleus.
AGAUUCAAGAUCAAGGAUAUUUUCAACUGUUUAAAAUAUGUUUACCUACUGGAGCAAAAAGGGCAUAGCGAACAAUGUUGAGGAUAAAAAUACAGACGAAUUUGUGCCUCUGGGCGAAAAAAGGUCAUCUUCUGAAAAGUCAAAAGUUGAAGAGGAUAAGAGUAUGCAGCCGCCUACUGAGAAACACCUUCUGGAGUUUCAAGAUUUUCUUAGGCGUGUUCAGACCUUGCAAAUGUCACAUUUUGAGACUAAUGAAACCGAAAAUGUAAUCGUAAAUCAGUCCAAUCUAUGCAGUUCGACGGCGAUUGAAGUCGGCGAGGAAGCCUCCACUAUAUCAGAGGCUGAUAAUAUGGAUAUAGCAUAUCCUUCACCGGCACUGCGAGCAAGUGAAUGUCAAUAUAGCCCUACGGCGACUACUAAUAUCAGGGUUACAGUUGGUAUUGAUAAAGAUUUAGAAAUGAUUCUUGAGAUGGAUCCCAGUAUUGUAGAUUUAGGUGAUAUAAGCAUUGCUGAAACUACAGAACCGCGUAUAUUGGGCUUACCUCCACUUUCUGGUGGACCUACGUUUAAAACUGUGACGCCCACCUCACGGACCCAGCUGAAACUUCAAUUGCAACGGGAACAACAUCAGCAACAACAAAUGAUGAUCCAGCAACAGACAUUGGAUUCGGCAGACCCGAAAAUGCACCUCGCGUUUGGCAAUGGACAGGGCUCCAUGGAAUCGGAAUUCAAUGAUAGUGGCGGUACAAGCGCAUGUGGCAGUGGGUCUUCCAGUUUAGAACAAAUGUCACAACUAGUCCAAAUGGAUAGUUUAAUUAAUCCUUCAAAUGCAGUUAAACUUAAAGUUCCUCUACAAAGUAUCGGUGUUGAUGUGCCGCCCCAAGUGCUACAGGUUAGUACAGUUCUUGAAAACCCGACUAGAUAUCACGUUAUUCAAAAGCAAAAGAAUCAAGUGAGACAGUAUCUAAGUGAGUCCUUUAAGCCUUCUGAUUGGAUCUGUCAUAGUAAAGACAUAAAAAUGGCAAAUAUUUCGGCUUCGACGGGUAAUCUUCAGAGUUCAUCAUUAGAGAAGAGCAACACCCUUCCGUUGGAGCGUACAAACAGUUUUGGUUGCGACACAGGCAUUAGUGAAAAAACGUCUGUGCAGUCAGACGAUUUAAUGCGUAUCUCCCCCUUUGGUGGAAGUUUUUUAAGAACAGAAAACAUACAUCCUAAGGAUCAAAUUUCAUUGCGAGGAAUUGACCAAGUUUCUACAGAAUCAGCAACUGAACAAAAGACCACCCAGAUGGGAUUCGUUAAAAAUAAUAGUCUAAAUUCUUCUAUAACUCGAACUUCCCCAGGAAUGAUGAAUUCAAUAAGGAUUUCUAGCACAACAAGUUCUCUGCAAUCUACUUCAGCACCCAUUUCGCCGAGCUUGAGUUCUGUUGCAACAAGUGCUUCGGAGCCAGAUGAUAUAUUUGAUGAUAUUCUGCAGCACGACUCUUUUAACUUUGACAAAAACUUUAACUCAGAGCUUUCAAUUAAGCAGGAGCCCCAAAACUUAACCGACGCUGAAAUAAAUGCAUUGGCAAAAGACAGGCAAAAGAAGGACAACCAUAACAUGAUUGAGCGAAGAAGACGUUUCAAUAUAAACGACAGGAUUAAAGAGCUUGGUACUCUUUUGCCAAAGGGCAGUGAUGCCUUUUACGAAGUCGUACGAGAUAUUCGACCAAACAAAGGAACUAUAUUGAAGUCAUCUGUUGACUAUAUAAAAUGCUUGAAACAUGAAGUGUCUCGCUUAAGACAAAAUGAGUUUCGUCAACGUCAAGUGGAGUUGCAAAAUCGAAAACUUAUGUCUCGAAUAAGGGAGUUGGAAAUACAGGCCAAGACCCACGGAAUUUCCUUAUCAGACUGCAAUCUAACAUCAGUGUCUGCGCCUACCCCAGCAAACACAUUUCUUAAAAGUUCAAGUCUUUCUCCAUCCGUUUCUCGAAGUCGUCGGUCACUUUUCGACCUACCUAUUGAAAAAAAACCACACGUGAUAAACAGUAGUGACGUAAAUAUGGAAAUGAAUCAGAUUGACGAACUGUUAGAAGAUUGCAAGCAUCCGGUACAAGGAGGUGACCCAAUGUUGUCUUCACAUAGUAAUUUGCAAUCUACUCCACGAACGCCGACCGCACGAAAACUGAGUUGUUCUGGUUUUCCACCAAAGAGUAUCACGGAGACUGAUACAGAACUUUAUAAAGCCAAGUCUAACUUAGAUGACUCUUGUAGUACUUCAUGCUUUAUUCAGCACCAAUUGACGACACACGAGAGUCGUUCAAAUUGUUUUCAUCAUCCUAGUAUACGGAAAAUCCAAGGUUUACCCGAUUCGGUUGAAAAUUCUGAGUUCAGAGGAAUUGAACAUUGUGAUGACAAUCAUGAUCCAUUACUGUCAGCUUCCCAUAGGUCUUUCAUCACAGUAGACGAAGAUCAACAUAGUUCUGUCGAUAUGUCGGCGGUCAUGAUAAACGACUCACUAUCUUCAUUGGUAGACGACAGAAACAGUGAGCCUAUGCUGCUCACUCCUGACACGUUAGAUAUUGACUUAUAAGUCAACAAAAUUAAAAUUGUUUAUAGUUAAUUUGUUUUAUAAUAAAUGCUUGAUAGUAUUGCUUGAACUUAUA